Messenger RNA from Cariama cristata (Red-legged seriema), 1917 nucleotides. RefSeq names its product actin binding LIM protein 1 (gene ABLIM1). NCBI's taxonomy places the organism in Eukaryota, Metazoa, Chordata, Aves, Cariamiformes, Cariamidae. Gene Ontology annotation, cellular component: actin cytoskeleton; stress fiber. Gene Ontology annotation, biological process: lamellipodium assembly; cilium assembly; cytoskeleton organization. Gene Ontology annotation, molecular function: actin filament binding. The transcript is spliced from 19 exons. The record is from RefSeq and is a predicted model, not a curated record.
AUGUUCACGGAAGGAGAAGAAAUGUAUCUGCAAGGUUCCACUGUCUGGCAUCCCGACUGUAAGCAAUCCACUAAGAGUGAAGAAAAGCUACGGUUGCCAAACAUCACUCAUUCCUCAUCUGAGUUCUUUUAUCCAAAGAGUCUGGUUCUGCGCAGGCCACGCUCUGCAGAGUUGCUCUGAAAAGUUACUUUUUUUUUUCAGCCUACAAGAACAUCAUCAGAAAGUAUUUAUUCCAGACCAGGUUCUAGUAUACCUGGCUCUCCAGGCCACACUAUCUAUGCAAAAGUAGACAAUGAAAUCCUUGAUUACAAGGAUUUAGCAGCCAUUCCCAAAGUCAAGGCCAUUUAUGACAUUGAACGUCCAGACCUAAUUACUUAUGAGCCAUUCUACACUUCCGCCUACGAGGACAGACAGGAGAGACAGAGUCUUGGAGAGUCUCCAAGGACAUUAUCACCUACCCCUUCUGCAGAAGGUUAUCAAGAUGUUCGGGAUCGCAUGAUUCACAGGUCUACUAGUCAGGGCUCCAUUAAUUCUCCAGUGUACAGUCGUCAUAGCUACACACCCACCAUGUCACGUUCCCCUCAGCAUUUCCACAGACCUGAUCAAGGUGUCAACAUUUACAGAAAACCGCCCAUCUACAAACAACAUGCUGCUUUGGCAGCACAGAGCAAGUCCUCCGAGGAUAUCAUCAAGUCCUCCAAGUUCCCAGCAGCUCAUGCACCAGCACCCAACGAGAUACCAAAGAUUGAGACGGACCACUGGCCAGGUCCUCCCUCUCUUGCGGCCAUAGGAGCUGACAUGAGACGCAGAUCAAGUGGAAGAGAGGAGGAUGAUGAGGAGCUGCAGAGACGCCGGCAGCUGCAGGAGGAGCAGCUCAUGAAGCUCAACUCUGGUCUGGGACAAUUGAUAUUGAAAGAAGAGAUGGAAAAGGAGAGUCGCGAUAGGUCAGCCCUUUCUGCCAGUCGUUACGAUUCUCCAGGUAAUUCAUCACAUGCUUCAGCCUCCAAAACCUCUUCUCUCCCUGGCUAUGGAAAAAAUGGACUUCACAGGCCGGUGUCUACAGAUUUUGGUCAAUACAACAGUUAUGGGGAUGUGAGUGGUGGUGUUAGAGAUUUCCAGUCCCUUCCGGAUGGUCAUGUCCCUGGAAUGAGAAUGGACAGAGGAGUAUCUAUGCCUAACAUGUUGGAGCCAAAGAUUUUUCCAUAUGAAAUACUCAUGGUGACCAACAGAGGGCGAAAUAAAAUACUAAAAGAUGUAGACAGAACCAGGCUUGAGCGUCACUUAGCACCUGAAGUUUUUCAAGAAAUAUUUGGCAUGACGAUACAAGAGUUUGACAAGUUACCUCUCUGGAGACGCAACGACAUGAAGAAAAAAGCAAAACUCUUUUAAUCUCCCUUUAAACAAUCCAACAAAAAAUGAUGCAUAGGAUAUUGUAUCAUACAGUCCAAACUAUUUGGAAGCAACUACUUAUCCACCAAAAAGGGAAAAUCACAUAUAGGCACCUCUGUACACAGCAAUUGAACAAGAUGAACAUUUGCCCUCCUGGAACAUAGGGAGAAAAUAUCUGGGCUCAGAAACUACAAUGGUAGCUUUCAGAGGUGUCAACCUGUUACAUGAUAUUAUACAAGAUAGGAAACUGUUCUGUUCUUCUCCCUCAAUGAUAUUCCCUUUACUUCUUUCCACAAUAUGAUGGACUUUAUUGCUAGAGCCAGGAAGUGCCCUUAGGAUGCCUUGUAGACUAAAGUAGUUGUAACCACUCCAAGAACUGGAAAAGAAUAUACAUAUAUAUAUUUAAAAAAAAAUAUAUAUAUGUAUGCGUGUUGGUGUGUGUGCGCACAUCUAUUUAUAUCUAUCCAUCUAUCUAUGUGUGUGCUUGUAUGUGUGUGUAUAUAUGUGUAUAUAUAUGGAGAGGAACAU